AUGAGCCUUAGUCACAUACAUCAAGAAAAUAAUUAUUCAAGUGAAAUUGUGAAUUAUUAGCUUGAUCAAUUAUUGAGUGACUUUGAACACAUUUAAAAACUGACUAAAAUCAGGGGUAACGAUUCGCCAUUUUUAAAGUGCUGCACUUACUGCAAAAUUCACCAUGAUUAUGACAGUGAACAUAAUUUAGUUGUAACUUAAUACACAGACUCACAAUUUAUCAGUGAUCUAAUCUCAGAACAUGACACUCUCUACAAAAUUUGCAAAUGGGCGCAUGACAGCAUUGAAAAAUAACCAAUCAGAGACUCAAUGUCACCAUAAGAUAAAGCAUGGAGUCAUAUUUUAUCUAAGAAUUACAAUGAAGUGUAUCAAUAUUUAAGUGAUGAAGAAGAAUGCAUUCUAAAUUCUUUGAAGCCUUUUGGAUCAGGAGAGAAAUUAUUUGACUUCAUGGAGUUAUCAAAAUACCAAAAUGAGAAUUGGGUCCUCACUCUUGAGUUGCUUUAAAAAGCCACAUAAAGAGCCCCUUAUGAUAAUAAUAAAUUAUAUUUAUGGGCAACCUGCUAAAGUGUAGAAUGGUAAAGUGGCAUUUCUUAAUUCAAUGAAGACUUAUGGUUGAAUGUCAGAGCGGAACUAUUUUAUAAAGUCAUGAGUAAACAUAAUGAAAUCUAUCCCAAAAUGAUAAAAUGCAUCAAUUUCGGCAUCAAUAAGCCGUUCAUCUAGCAGCCCAAAUUUUAUGAACUGAAUUGUGGUUACAUGAAUGACGAGAUAGAUAGAAUUGGUAAGAAAUUCAUCAUCGAAAUCAUAAAAUAUAUUACAUCAAAGAACAAUAUAUUCCAAUUCACAUAACUCAUUAGGGACUCCCUUAUCACACUGCAAGCAAAAACUAAUGAUCUGAAGUAGGCAGCUCUGAGAUCCGUAUGUUACUUCAACAUAGCACUAAUGAUUUCAGAUUUAUUGGAUGUCGACUUAGACAAUGAAUUCCAUUUGUUGGAUUUGAUAAAGGAGAUUGUAGAAUUGAUUGAAUAAGAAUUCAUAGAUCGAAACACAAAAUUAUAAUACUUGAUUCAACUCUUAAGUAUUUUGAAUCGACAGAAGGCGUUUCAAUAUUUUAUUUCUACAGUUUGCCAAAAUAUAAUUCAGUCCUAAGGAGACUCUCUAAGGUCUCUUCUAAAUUACCUGACUGAUUUUCAAUUUGAUAGAGAUUUUAUCACGAAUUUGGCAUUUGAAUAAUUCCCCAAAUUAAGUCCUUACCAGUAAAAUGAGUUGCUGUCAAAAGAAUUUUAGAUAUACUUCUCAUAGAAUUCUCUAUAACAUUAGGUUAAUAGUUUACUUCCAUACAUAAUUGAGAAUAUCGAAAAUUUCAAGGAUACCUUUAGAUUUCUGUUAAAGGAAUAUUAGAGUUUUCUAUAGUAGGAGAGCGAGUACUUUGAGGUGUAUAUUAAAGAAGAAAUUGAGUAAAUGUUAAAUUAUUUGAAAAACAAAAAAAUUCCCCCUUAUUGGUUUGCGAAGUACAUUUAGUUCAUUUUAAGUAAUCCAAAUGAAAAUUAAAUGUAAAUCUUUGGAAUAAUGGAGGCGAUCAAACUGAAUGAUCAAUUAUUUAUAAAUUUGUCCAUAAAAAGAGAGUUACUAGCCUAACUUGCAAAAAAGCUGACAUCGAUCAAAUCAUUUGUUAAUCAUUUGCUCUAAUGA
Molecule: messenger RNA, 1689 nt
Organism: Paramecium tetraurelia
Lineage: Eukaryota; Ciliophora; Oligohymenophorea; Peniculida; Parameciidae
Exons: 2
Source: RefSeq, a predicted model, not a curated record